Aspergillus ochraceoroseus IBT 24754 is the source of this 2254-nucleotide messenger RNA. Its product is annotated as 2-isopropylmalate synthase. Gene Ontology annotation, biological process: L-leucine biosynthetic process. Gene Ontology annotation, cellular component: mitochondrion. Gene Ontology annotation, molecular function: 2-isopropylmalate synthase activity. The record is from RefSeq and is a predicted model, not a curated record. NCBI's taxonomy places the organism in Eukaryota, Fungi, Ascomycota, Eurotiomycetes, Eurotiales, Aspergillaceae. The transcript is spliced from 4 exons. Bases 204 to 2138 code for a protein of 644 amino acids.
AAGUGACUCACGGCACCCUUUUUAAAUACAGCGCCAAUUGCUGGCUUCACUAUCUUAAUCUCCCCAGCUUCUUCUUCAUCUCUCUCCAUCUUCUAUCCCUCCUUUCAACCUUAUCCUUCUCUGUCGUUAUUUCCCCCUCCUUCUUCUCCCCCACUACCCCUCCUUCUCUCGCCCGCUCUCCACCACCACUGACGCCAAUCACUAUGCCCAUGCUUAAAGAUCCUUCCAAGAAAUACAGGCCGUUCAAGCCUAUUCAUCUACCCAACCGCCAAUGGCCCGAUAAGGUUAUCGACAAGCCUCCUCGGUGGCUGGCCACUGACCUGAGAGAUGGCAACCAGAGUCUGCCAGAUCCUAUGGAUGGAGAACAAAAGCUCCGCUUCUUCAAGAUGCUUGUCGAUAUUGGAUACAAGGAAAUCGAAGUAUCCUUCCCCUCUGCCUCCCAAACCGACUUCGAUUUCACCCGUCGCCUGGUCGAGACCCCCGGCUUGGUCCCCGACGAUGUCUGGCUCCAGGUUCUCUCCCCCUGUCGUGAAGACUUGAUCCGUCGCACCGUAGACUCCCUCAAGGGCGCAAAGAAGGCCAUCCUGCACAUCUACCUGGCUACUAGCCCGUGUUUCCGCCGAAUCAUAUUCGGAAUGGAUAAGGAAAAAAGUUUGGAGAUGGCUGUCCGUUGCACUAAAUACGCACGUUCAAUCACCAAGGACGACCCCUCCACCGCAGGCACCGAAUGGCACUUCGAGUUCUCCCCCGAGACCUUCUCCGACACUGAGCCAGAAUUCGCUGCCAAGGUCUGCGAGGCCGUCAAGGCCGCCUGGGAACCCACCGAGAAAGACCCCAUUAUUUUCAACCUCCCGGCCACAGUAGAAAUGACCACACCCAAUGUUUUCGCUGAUCAGAUCGAGUAUUUCUGCCGCCACGUCUCGGAGCGCGAGAAGUAUGUGGUUUCCGUUCAUCCUCACAACGACCGUGGCUGUGCUAUCGCCGCCGCCGAAUUAGCCCAAAUGGCCGGUGCCCAGCGGGUGGAAGGCACUCUGUUCGGUAACGGUGAAAGAACCGGUAAUGUCGAUCUCGUUGCCCUGGCACUCAACCUCUACACUCAGGGUAUCUCCCCCAAGGUCGAUUUCUCCGACAUAAAUGCCGUCAUCAAGGUCGUAGAGGAGAGCAACAAAAUCCCUGUCAACGAACGAUGGCCCUAUGGCGGUCAGCUGGUUGUCUGCGCAUUCAGCGGCAGUCACCAGGAUGCCAUCAAGAAGGGCUUCAAGCUCCGCGAGGAUGCUGGUGCCACCGAUGACGACAAAUGGGAAAUUCCUUACCUUCCCCUGGAUCCUCAGGACAUCGGAAGAACCUACGAAGCCGUUAUUCGGGUCAACUCCCAGAGUGGCAAGGGUGGUGCUGCCUGGAUCAUUCUGCGCAGUUUGGAGCUGGAUCUCCCGCGCGCCCUCCAGGUCGAGUUCAGCAGGAUCGUUCAGAAGCAAACGGAAGAGGUCAACCGCGAGCUACGCCCCAGCGAGAUUGUGACCCUCUUCGAAGAAGCCUACCACCUCAAGUCCAACCCCCGCUUCAACUUGGUCGACUACAACAUCACUACCGACCGCUCCACAUCCCCUGCUCCUCCUGAGCCCGGAAAGGCUCUCAACACCAAGAACCUCAAGCGUCGCUUCACUGGUAUUGUCGAAAUCGACGGAUUGCAGCACGCCAUCACCGGUGUCGGUCCCGGUGCGAUCUCCUCCCUGGCGCACGCCCUGGCCACCCUGGGCAUCGACCUCGAUGUUGUCGACUACAAGGAACACUCCAUCGGUCUGGGAAGAGAUGUCAAGGCCGCCACAUAUAUCCAGUGUACUGCCACGGGCAGCAAGGAACAGGUCUGGGGUGUUGGUAUCCACCAGGAUGUUGUCCAAGCCAGUUUGAUUGCCCUCCUGAGCGCUGCUAGCUCUUUCCUUACCAGCCGCGCUGGCUCCCCCGCCCCUUUCCGUCCUCUGCGCUCCAACACCCUGACAGACGAAGACCUUAGAGCACUGGAAAAUCUCGACGGUUUCAAUCAGGCAGUAGUCGCUGCUAAAGGCGCCAAUGGCAAUCCCGGAACCCAACCAGUAGUAGACCUGGAUGCCCUGACACAAAAGGCCGCUGCUAGCCAAUAAAUGAUCCAAAAACCCACUGCUAAAAAGUAUCAUUUAACAACCUACGUCUUCUCGCAUUUUCGGCCAUAUUUUCUUUUCUUACCCCCCAUUUUCCUCGACCUUUUUUUUUUUUUAAA